AUGUCUUCUAAAGACAGUGGCGGGGAUUCAAAGCUGUUUGCUCGAGGCAAAGUAGCCGAGCUGCGACUCGAGCUGAACAGCGGCGGCAAGAAGGAUAAGAAUUAUGCGAUAAAAAAAGUUGCCCUCAAGAGAAUCGUUGCGAACAUGACGAUGAGCAAUAACGAUAUGGUGGCGCUGUUUCCGGACAUAAUUGCCUGCAUGCACAUUCCCAGCUUGGAAAUCAAGAAGAUGUGCUUCUUAUACCUGGUCAACUAUGCUCGAGUACGACCGGAAAUUGCCGUCAAGGCCAUUCCGGUGCUGGAAAAUGACAUGGAAGACCAAAAUCCUUUAGUACGAGCCCUCGCACUGCGAACAAUGUCAUAUAUACACGUCAAAGAGUUUGUCGAAGCAACAGUUCCUAUCGUAAAGCAUAUGCUGCGCGACAACGAUCCAUACGUCCGCAAAACAGCAGCCUUCUGCGUUGCCAAACUUUACGACCACGACCGACAAAUGGUUGAACGCUCGGACCUUAUCGAUAGACUAAACUCUCUGCUACGUGAUGAUAAUCCUACCGUUGUUGCUAGUGCGUUGGCGGGACUGAUGGACAUCUGGGAAAGAAGUGAUGCUAUUAAGCUCACUAUUGAUUAUAGCAAUGCAUCAAAAAUGGUGGCAAUCUUGCCUGAUUGCUCAGAAUGGGGUCAAACGUACAUUCUUGAGGCGUUAAUGUCCUAUGUGCCACAGGAAACAGGCGAAGCUGCUUUGCUGGCGGAGCGCAUUGCACCACGCCUCUCACACUCAAAUUCAUCUGUUGUGUUGACAUGCAUCCGCGUUAUUCUGUACCUGUUGAAUUACAUUGCAGACCAAAAGCAAAUCACUACACUUUGCAGAAAGCUUUCGCCACCAUUAGUUACUCUUCUCGCCAAAGGCCCUGAAGUCCAGUACCUGGCGCUUAGAAAUGCCCUGUUGAUCUUACAACGACGACCCGAGGUGCUAAAGAACGAUAUCCGAGUAUUUUUCUGUAAAUACAAUGACCCAAUCUACGUCAAAGUCACGAAACUGGAACUCAUUUUCAUGCUUGCCAAUGAAAACAAUAUUGAUGAGGUGCUGACCGAGCUGCGAGAAUACGCGACGGAAAUUGACGUUCACUUUGUUCGAAAGGCCGUUCGUGCGAUAGGAAAGUUGGCUAUAAAGAUUGAACCAGCGGCUAAGCGGUGUAUUGACCUUCUAUUGGAGCUUGUCUCAACGAAAGUCACGUACAUUGUUCAGGAGGCGACAGUGGUCAUCAAGAAUAUUUUCAGGAAAUACCCCAAUCAGUACGAGUCCAUCAUCGGCACCUUGUGCGAGCAUCUCGAUUCGUUAGAUGAACCAGAGGCCAAGGCUGCAAUGGUCUGGGUUAUUGGACAGUACGCCGAUCGUAUUGAGAAUAGUGAUGCACUUCUGGAGGACUUUCUCUAUACAUUCUCAGAGGAGCCUGUUGAGGUUCAACUGGCUCUCCUGACAGCCACGGUGAAGCUAUUCAUUCAAAGACCAACCAGAGCCCAAGAACUGGUUCCGAGGGUUUUGAAAUGGGCGACUGAGGAGACAGACAACCCCGACUUACGUGAUCGAGCGUACAUGUAUUGGCGACUGUUGUCAACAGACAUGAACGCAGCGAAGCAGAUCGUCAUGGGGGACAAGCCGCCGAUCACUGCUGAAGCAGAGAGGUUAGAAGCGCCGACCUUGGAGGAAAUGUGUCUCAAUGUCGGAACCCUGGCAACCAUAUACCUCAAACCAGUCCAGACAGUCUUCCGGUCAGCGCGCCCACGGAAACUUCAAGAAUCACCUGCGUUGCAAAAGCAGAAUUUGCUGGUGGAUGCAGAUAAUCAAAAGAGCAUCAGCAUGUUUGGUCGUGGCGGGCAGCCUACAAAUAUUGACUUGAGGAGUCGUAAUGCCGCCCCUGCCAACGGGGAGGGCAACCUGUCGCAAGCAGUCAGCGAUGCAGACGCAUACUUUUCCAGUAUUGGAACGCAAAUGGCGGCGAUGACAUUAGACCAAGGCGAGGAUAUGUUUGGCGGCGGCAGCGGGAAUAUGACGGGCUAUGUUGUCAGUGCUCAUGCACCACAAGCUGUGCUGCAACCAGCGCAAGGGGCAGGGAGUAACGGCGAUUUGUUGGCGCUCUGA
Messenger RNA from Metarhizium brunneum ARSEF 3297, 2139 nucleotides. RefSeq names its product AP-1 complex subunit beta-1. Gene Ontology annotation, molecular function: clathrin binding. Gene Ontology annotation, biological process: vesicle-mediated transport; intracellular protein transport. Gene Ontology annotation, cellular component: membrane coat. The record is from RefSeq and is a predicted model, not a curated record. NCBI's taxonomy places the organism in Eukaryota, Fungi, Ascomycota, Sordariomycetes, Hypocreales, Clavicipitaceae.